UAGUGCAAUCCAUGUAAUUUUGAAUUAAAAGUUAAUUACAAACUUUUAUUAAGUGAUUAUAAUUAACGUUAAUUUUUUAUAAAACAAUUUAUUGGAUUUUUUGAAUUUUGAAUUUGAAAUUUCAUGGGUCUUAUUGGGAAUUUCGUAUUUUAACUGCAGUAAUAAGUGAUAGGUUAUGCAAAAAAUGUACGGGGAUGUGAGUGUGUAAUUAAUACGAAGUGGGAGCGGGCAUGAUGGUGAUAGGGGGAAAAUUUGAGGGGAAGCGGGUAUAUAUCGAGAUUUGAUUGUAUAUACAUAUUUUGAUUCACGUCGCGUAAGCAAUACAAGUAAAUAGAUAUCACUGUUUUCGUAAAAUAUUUUUUUUCUAACCAAUUAGUAAUGCGCUUACUUAUUACUAACCAAGUUGAUGAAAGUGAGGAAUCGCGUCCUCGAAGGGAAAAUUAUUUUUUAAUAACUCACUGAGGAAUUUGUGAUUUUUUUUAAAAUACAAACGUUACUGCAAAAAAAUAUCUGCUCUCAUUUUCGGAUUAAUUGCAAAAAAUAAUAUUUCAAAUUUAAAAAAAAAAAAGAUUUUUAAAAAUCUUCGACGAAAUUGAAUUUAAAGAUUUUGUGAAAACGUUUAAUUUAAUCAUGUUAAAAUAAUAAUAAUAAUCUGCGAGCUAAUCAAUAUUUAUUUAUAUAAAUAUAUUGUAUUAUAUUAAUAUUUAAUCAGAUAUUUUUAAAAGAUUAUAUAUUUAAUUAUUGUGAUCAACAUGUCAGGAAUUCCGAUUCUUCUCGUUACUGCCAAUGUUGGCAGUAUUUUUGAAGAGCCUGGACUGAUGUUGAAAACAUGGACAGAAGAAUUUUUAUCAACUAUAUCUCGACUGGAUCCAAAAUUUAUAGCAUUACACUGCCAAGAAGUAGGUGGAAAAAAUUAUGAACAAAGUAUGCGGCAUGUAGAAAAUUUUGUCAGAUUACUUAUGUCUUCGGAAGAACUAAGACUAUUCGACAAAGUAACUGUUUUCUUGGAUGAAGAUUUUUCAUCUGCUGAACACUUCACGGCCCUUGGAAAUUUUUAUUUCGUUCAUGAGUCACUAAAGGACGUGUUCAUUUGGGAUUUUCAAGCAUAUAAAUUUGUCGUCGUUGCUGGCAAAGAAGUGCAUUCUGGAAAUAUUGAAUCAGUUUCAACAAAAGAGAAAGCGAAAUUUCCUCAAAAUUUCUUCCCUGAAUGCAAGUGGUCAAGGAAGGGAUUUUUACGUACACGAUGGAGUAUAAAUGGGACAGUAUUUGAUCUUAUUAACAUACACUUAUUUCAUGAUGCCAGUAAUUUUAUUGCUAUGGAAACUUUUCCAUCAGUAUACAGCAAAACACGACGGAAGGCAUUGGAGCAUACACUCGAUAAAUUCCACAAUGAUCAGUAUCCAAAUGUACCAUAUUUUUUAUUUGGUGAUUUCAAUUUUCGUACCGACACAUCUGGUGUUAUAAAAAAACUUACUGAAGAUACUCAAGAAAGUCAAUUAUCUAACAAAGGAAGUCUUUCAAAGUUGCAAUUUCGAAAUAAGGAUGACAGUUUGAUAUUAACACUAGGCAAAAAAGAAUUCACUCAUUGUGAGCAUCAAAAUGUUUUUACAGAAAAUAGUGCUCGAUGGUUACAAGAAUACGAUCGUGAACUUGAAGUUUUUGAAGGUAGAUUAUUUGAAUUCCCAAUCGAAUUUGUGCCAAGUUACCCCUUUGAAGAAGACGUUAGUCAAGGAAGUAAUUUUAUGCAGACCAGAGUACCUGCUUGGUGUGACCGAAUUCUAUUAAGCCCGACUGCAAAAACUCUUAUUUCAUCUCCUGACACGGUCAAGUACGGAAUUAUUGGAGCCAACACAUGCAUGGGUGAUCAUAAGCCAGUCUAUCUACGGAUUUUCAUUACUUCGAAUGCAGGUACGAUAAAUUGUUGUUUGUCAUGUCCGCACUUAUGUUUCAAAGUGCCCAAGCAUUAUUUGGAGUUAUUAUCAAUGUUGCCUGGCUAUCGUAGUAAUUAUUUAAAUUUACAACAUACUGACCAUUACUCAUCACCAAAGCUUUUGCACGCAUUAAUGAUUGAGCAUGAUCCGUACACUCCGGACAGCAUGGAUAGUCCAAGUCCCAGUGCGUUUCCGACCUCAGCGGAGCCAGAUCAAGAUUACGAACAAAUAAAUAAUUUUGUUAAAAAAAAACCAUCUAAUGAAAAAACAUUCAAGAUGGCGGUAUCGCCGGCUCUUCUAAAAUCUAAGUUAGAAUUUAUUCAGAAUGAACAAAAAGCGCAACGGGAAAAACAUCAUAAGAAUGUACUCGAAUCCAGAUGUAAUUCUUGGCCGAAAACACGUGAAUCCAAACGCCAGUACAAGAUGAAGAAACAUCGGAGCAGUAGUGACAUUUCUUCAAUGUGCGGAAGCAAUGAAAGUUCUGAAGAAUCUAGAAUAUUUUCGCUUACUUCAAGUAUUGUUAGGAAAUCAAUUAGUCAUAUUGUGAUACCAAAAAUCGCUAUUAUCAAUGCAAGUAAUUUCCAAUCAAAGGAGAGCUCAGUAGAUUUACAAGAAGAAAGAUUGUUUAGUUUCAUCAAAGACCGAUCUAUUGGUAAAGACACGACUAGUGGUGAAGGCUCUAGUUUAGAACUUGACUUAUCAGAUAAAAAACAAGAGUAUCAAUCAGACAGUAAUAAAAUAUACUCUUGUAAUCAAGACAGUGGAGUUGAUACUUUGGAUGCUGAUGAUGUUUUUUCGCCGACAAAACCACUUAUAGUUUCUUCGAAUGAAACAACUUCUAGUUAUUCCUUAGAUUUAAACAAAGAUUAUCAUCACUUUGAAGAUGUCAUUAAUAAAAAUAGUGAAUUUGAAAUAGAAAUUGACGAGCUGGAAAAAAUUUCCGGAUUAACUACGAAUAUUCAAAAUUUAAUUUCCUCUACUGAACAGAACAUUACUUCGAAAAAUAUCAACAGAAGUAGUUCGAUAAAUAGCAAAAAUAGUUAUAAUGAAAAUCUAAACCCAAGUAAAUUAAAGUCGAAUAAAAUUACUCAGAAAAAUUUAAUUAAUGUACAUAAGUGUAAAAAGUGUUGCUGCGUUGUAAGUUGAUUUUCAGUUAUUAUAUUAUUAAAUUUAUUUAUUUUUAAUGUUACACUGAGAGAUUUAAUGUGUGUUAAUAUCCUGAAAAACAUAAAUAAGAUCUGGGUUGAUCUAUUGUCAUUCCAACAAGAGAUUGGACCGGGUGUCGUCGGUUUUUAUUCCCACUCUGGAUGUUCUAUGUGCUAAAUGUUCUCCCACUUUUCUGUGCGCAUGCGCAGUUCAUAAAUGUUCGGCAGUGGGGGCAAUUUCCGAGGUCUAUUCUCUUACUGGGAGUCCCAGUAUGAUGUGUAUUCUUAAAAUUACUAUUUCUAAAUUUUGAAAAUGAUUUUAUGUACAAACUAUCUUUACGUAUAUCUUGAUAGAUACUACCAAAGAAAAUAAAGUCAAAGCAAGUAAAUAAUAAAAAUUCUAUAUCAAUGCAUGAAUAAAAUAUGAAUUUUAAGUCACAUAUGCAAAUAUUUUUUCGAGAUACAUUUUUAAAUCUUCUACCUCAAAUACAAAAUAUAAACCCUUGACAAGUACUGAGAGAACAUACAAUUUAGCCAAAAAUUUUAUAGUAUAAGGAGUAAGAGAGUAUGAGUUUUUACUAAUCAUUUUAUUUUCCUAUUUUUUUACAUCAUUGUAAUGUUUGUAAAAAAAAUGUUAAUAAUUUAAAAAAAUUUAUCUUUGUACUCCGAAGUUUACUUUAAAAAGAAUCUAUUGAUAAUAUGGAGAAAGUUUAAGUGACUACGAUUAUUGUUCAUAAUUCAAAACAAAGAAAAAUUAAUGAAAAUAUUCGUAACCUAUACUAUGAAAUUUCAAAUGAUUUUGAAAUAUUGCAACUCGUAAUUUUGUAAUAAUUCGCGUAUGUGAAUAGAGUAAUUUAAUAUGACAAAUAGCAGAAUGUGAAAUAAAACAAUAAGGCAUAACGAAACAAUACAAAAUUUGUGAAAUCUUUGAUAAAUUAACCAAACAAAACAGCCUUUCAUUGUAUUUCAUCUCAUAUUUAUUGCUAAUAUAGUAUUUAUGACAAAGACUUUUUUUUAAUUGACGAAAUAGUAUAUUGCGAAGCGAAGGGUAAAAACACGAUUUCAGAUGAGGGCGAAAUUUACUGUGAGCCGAAAACGAGUGCUGACAUAACCCCACGUUUGAAAUAGUCUUCAAUCCCGCGCCACGCGCUAUAUUUUGUUAUAUCACCUGCGUAGAAAUCGGAAAUUCUGAUAUCUGUAGCCAAUUGAAACAGACCGAUUUCGGACCAAUAGCGCGGCAAAAAUAAUGCUGUACAGUCCGUAAAAGAAUGAUCUUUUCUUCCGCCAUUUUUCUACAAUUGAGUCAUUACUGCACAUGCGCGCUAGUGCAAAUUCAUGGAAAAGUAAUAGGAUUAAGUCCAUUCUUUUGCAGACUUAAGUAUACGCAAACUUGAGUGAUUUAAAAGAAAAAAUAAUGGCAUUAAGGAAAAAUUCAAUUGCCAAGUUGAUAUUUUAACCAUUUACGUAUACUUGUCAAGGGUAACUAAAAAUAUCGAUGAUGUUACGUUAUUUAAUUUAUAAUUGUUUUAAAAUUUAUUGAAACAUUUUUAGCAAUAGCGUUAUAGUUUUACCAGAAAUGAACAAUGUAUUAUAAUGUAUUAAUUAUAGAACGGAAAACAUCAGUAUUUGUCGUUGGAACAUCGCAUGUGCAUUUAAUAAAUUUGAGCAUCUUAGCUUUAUUUAGCUUCACUGUUUAUAUUUUUUACUUUUUUGAAAAUUGUUUGAUUUGAUAACUUUCACAACAGUAUUAAGUCAUUUGAAUACAAUUGGACCUCAUUAAAACAUUAUUUUAAUUUAUGUCUUAUUCGCACUAGAAAUAUUGUCUGAUUGUUAGAUUAUAAAUUAUUUUAACAAGGCCCGAUUGUAUGACUUUUUGUUUUUUUUACAAGUUUCUGCUAACAAAUGAUAUUAACUUUAAAUAAAUUGCUUAUAACAGAUCCGAUAGAAUCUAAUAAGCGCGGAAGUAAUGUCAAUCUUUUGAAAAACAUGAAGAAAUUGACAUGCUGCAACAGCGGGGCAACAAUAACACGGUACAUCCAUAUAAAACACGCUGAUUCAUCAGUCAAGAUAUUUCGAGAA
Microplitis mediator is the source of this 5155-nucleotide messenger RNA. It is a transcript of the gene 5PtaseI, whose product is annotated as inositol polyphosphate-5-phosphatase A. Gene Ontology annotation, molecular function: inositol-polyphosphate 5-phosphatase activity. The coding region runs from base 753 to 3077 and encodes 774 amino acids. Gene Ontology annotation, biological process: phosphatidylinositol dephosphorylation. The record is from RefSeq and is a predicted model, not a curated record. Lineage: Eukaryota; Metazoa; Arthropoda; Insecta; Hymenoptera; Braconidae. The transcript has 11 exons.